This is a messenger RNA of Camelina sativa (false flax), 1694 nucleotides long. Its product is annotated as jacalin-related lectin 45-like. Gene Ontology annotation, molecular function: carbohydrate binding. Lineage: Eukaryota; Viridiplantae; Streptophyta; Magnoliopsida; Brassicales; Brassicaceae. The record is from RefSeq and is a predicted model, not a curated record.
UACACACAUAAACCCAACAACUCAUUCAUCACCACUCUCACAAAAAGAGCUAAGAAAUUCUAAAGGAAAAAAACAAUGACGACAAGAGUGACAGAUCAAGGUGGCAUCAACGGAGACAUAUUCGACGAUGGUGUUAACGAUUAUGUGAGGAAAGUGACUGUCGGAGAAUGCUCCCAGGGCAUCACUUACAUCAAGAUUGAGUACGUCAGACAUGGAGUAGUCGUGGAACAAGAACAUGGAAAAAAGACAGGAAUAGAAAGACAGACCGAGUUUGAAGUUAAUCACCCAGACGAAUACAUCACAACGAUCUGGGCAACGGUUAGCGAUGAUGACAUAUAUGGGAGUCGUACCAUCAAUAUCGAGAACCUGGCUGGAUUAGAGGAGUUAGAUCCAAGGUCUAAGUCUGCGGUGUCGGUGCUUCAGUUCAAGACAUCAUACGGGAGAAUAUCUCAGAUGUUUGGUUCUCCCGGUUUGGUUAGCAAGCGGUUCACGUUAAGAGGCAAAUACGGAACGAAACUUGUUGGGCUCCAUGGUCGCUUUGGUGACUUUCUCUGCUCUAUAGGAGCUCACUUUAUCUUCGUUUCUCCUGUUUUUAAGCAAGUAAAACCUCAUGGUGGGUUCUUUGGGGACGCUUGGGACGAUGGGGUUUACGACUGUGUGAGGAAAGUGCGUGUUGGAGAAGAUGCUGAUCGUGUCACCUCCGUUGAAUUCGAAUACAGUAUCGGAGAUCAACUGAUGACUCAUUGCCACGGCAAAAUACGACAAGAACGUAAAGAGUUUGUGCUGGACUAUGAAAAUGACGAGUACAUAAAGUCCAUUGAGGGAUUUUACGAUAAAUGUGGUUUCAUUUCGUCUUUAACCUUCAAAACAUCAAGAGAUAGAGACUCUGAGGUAUUUGGGAAACCUAUUGGUAGAAAAUUCGUCCUCAUGGCAAAAGGGUUUGAUAAGCUUGUCGGGUUCCGAGGAGGGUCUUACGAUAAUCGUGUCACUGCUCUCGGAGCAAAUUUUGCGGUGGUAGUAGCUCCACCAGUGAAGAAACUAGAAGCAAAAGGUGGGAAUCCUGGUUGCGAGGAGUGGGAUGAUGGGAUCCACGAAGGUGUUUACAAGAUAAUAGUAUCAAGCGAACACUCAGUUGUGAAGUCGGUCAAGUUUGAGUACGUCAACGGAUACGCCGAUGGACAGUACCAAACUGUAAAUGGAAACGAUCACGUGAAGAUCAUCCCAGGUGAUGAUAUCAAAGAGUUUAAGCUUUGUUUAGGAGAUGAAUACAUCAUAUCUGUUGAAGGACACUACAGUGAUGAAUUGACUGAACUGAUUGGACUGAUUGGACUCAAAUACAUAACGAUGCUUAAGUUCAAGACAAACAAGGGUAUAACAUAUCAAGCGUUGGGAAACGAAGAAGAAGAUUAUGUGGGAGAAUCGUUCGUGUUGGGGAUGGAAGGUCACAAGAUUGUUGGGUUCCAUGGCAUGUCUUCAUUGGAUACUCUUCAUCAAAUUGGUGUUUACAUCAAGCCAAUCGAUAACCCUUAAAAAGUUUUCUUUAUCUUAUAAAGUGCAAAAGCAUGCAUGUGUGCAUGCUUUAAACUCUCCUUAAUUACCUUUUUAUGUCAUCGUCAUGGUUGCUGUUGCUAGUAUUCUCCUUAAUUAUGCCUUAUGGCUCUUCCAUUUGAAUAAAGAAGUACUCUGUUUUUAUA